Entamoeba dispar SAW760 is the source of this 1704-nucleotide messenger RNA. RefSeq lists its product as uncharacterized. The record is from RefSeq and is a predicted model, not a curated record. NCBI's taxonomy places the organism in Eukaryota, Evosea, Mastigamoebida, Endamoebidae. The transcript is spliced from 2 exons. The coding region runs from base 1 to 1704 and encodes 567 amino acids.
AUGAGUAUAACAGGAGGUUGUAUUGAAGAUAUCAUUAAAACUGGAAGUAAUUGUGGAGACGUUAAUGUGCAAAUUAAAGAAAUAAAGAGUGAAGUUGAAAUUAUUAUUAGUGAUGGUGAAUAUUUUUCACGAGCUAAAUUUCCAAAAAAUAACCAAGCACGUCAGUAUCAAAAAAUAUGUAUUAGGGACUGUGUCUAUAUUCCUGAAAAGAAAUAUAUUGAUGUAAAAGAUUUUGAGUGUGAAGAAAAUUUUGAUGGAUUAAUAGGAAAUCCAAUUGAUAUCAACCAGUACUUAGGAAUAGAACACGGCCAAUUACCUAUUAGUCAAAACUCUCAAAAUACUUUACCAACUGCUCAACGUCAUAGUAUUACAAGUGAAUUAGAAAAAGACGAUGAUAAUAAACAACAAAUAAAUGAAGAUGAAAGUAUUUUAUUUAAUUUAUUAAAAGAACAAGAUUCAAUGAAGUGUUGUAUUAAAGGAUAUGUAGUACAUAAGUCAAGAAUUAAUGAAUUUGGAAAUGAAGAAGGUAAAAUUUUUUCAGUUAUUCUUCAAGACAAUGAAGGAAGUGAAUUUAAAGUAUCAUUUUUCAAUGCAAUGGUUGAUAAAUUUUAUUCAUCAAUUAUUGAAGAACAAACUAUUGUUAUGGAUAAAAUAAGAAUUAAAAAAAUGAAUGAAACAUCAGAAAAAAUUAAAACAAGAAUGAUGAAUAAUCUUGAAGGUAUUGUCACUAGUGUUACUUCAAUUGCACUUGCAAAAAUACCAAUUCCAUCAAUAAUUACUACAAUAGAUUCUAUUCAUGAUAUUAUUAAUACAAAAUAUUUAUCAAGUGACUUUUAUUUUAUUGGAUGUGUAUUAGAAAAAGGAGAUGAAAGUGAUGUUACAUUAAAUAAUACAAAUAAAGAUAAAACUAAUAUUAUUAUUGGAGAUGAAAGUGAAUAUUCUAUUAAUAUUCAAAUAUUUUCAAAUUCUCUAGUAUUGCUAGUAAAUGAAAAACUAAAUACUAACAGUAUUGUUCUCAUAACAAAGUGUAAAAUCAUAAAAACAAAAAAUGGAGAUAAUUAUUUUGGUGAAUUAAAAAAAGGAAGUCAAAUAGUUGUUAUCAACAAAUAUUCAGACAUUCCAAAUUAUGUUCAACCACUAUAUUCACAACAACGUUAUGAAUCUCUUCUUAAUAUCAAAAAAGAUAAUGCACAUAUUUCAUUUAAUGAACUUUCAAAAAAAUUAAGAAAAUCAAAUGAAGCUGUUGGACUUAAAGGAUUAAAAGAAUAUUUUAAUGAAGUUAAAAUGAGAGAUAGUAAUCAUCCCUCAAUAUUUAUUAUUAAAGCUCGUAUCAAAAUAAUUAAAACAAAUGACCUAACAUAUUAUGGAUGUGAAACAUGUAGAAGUAAGAAAGAAGAAGGAUAUUCAUAUUGUAAUAAAUGUAAUAGGAAAAGAAAUGGAAAAUUAUAUUAUAAGGUAAAUGUUUUACUUGAAAAUAAUGAAGAAGAAGAACCAUUUGAACAAUGGGCCAUCAUAUUUGAUGAAUGUGCUAGAAAAUUAUUUAAUAUGAGUGCUGAUGAAAUGAAUGUUUUAGAUGAAGAUGAUGUUAUUAAAGAAAUAAAUAAAUUUCUUGGUAAAGAGUUUGUUUUUAAAGUAAAAGGUAAAAUGAAUCCUAUGAAACGUGAUGAAGUAUUUACUGUUAUUGAUGAAAUGAAAAUAUUUUAA